Molecule: messenger RNA, 2286 nt
Organism: Puma concolor (puma)
Lineage: Eukaryota; Metazoa; Chordata; Mammalia; Carnivora; Felidae
Source: RefSeq, a predicted model, not a curated record
CUACAGGGCGAGGGCAGGCCGGCCCUUGGGGGUGCUGAUGUGGCCCCAAGGCUGAGUCCUCUGGGGGUCUGGCCACGGCCUCGGCCCCCCAAGGAGCCGGCCCUACACUCCAUGGGGUUGCCGCUACCCAAGGACAAGGGGUUCAUUCUCUGCCUGUGGAGAAAAUUCUGUAGUUGGUUCCAGAGACGGGAGUCAUGGGCCCAGAGCCGAGAUGAGCAGAACCUGCAGCAACAGAAGAGGAUCUGGGAGUCUCCUCUCCUUCUAGCUGCCAAGGAGAACAACGUCCAGGCUCUCAACAAGCUACUCAAGUAUGAGGCCUGUGAGGUGCACCAGAGAGGAGCCAUGGGGGAGACAGCACUGCACAUAGCGGCCCUCUAUGACAACCUGGAGGCCGCCGUGGUGCUGAUGGAGGCUGCCCCAGAGCUGGUCUUUGAGCCCAUGACAUCGGAGCUGUACGAGGGUCAGACCGCCCUGCACAUAGCCAUCGUGAACCAGAACGUGAAUUUGGUGAGAAACCUGCUUGCCCACGGGGCCAGCGUGUCUGCGAGAGCCACAGGCACGGCGUUCCGCCACAGCCCCCGCAACCUCAUCUACUUUGGGGAGCACCCCUUGUCCUUUGCUGCCUGCGUGGGCAGUGAGGAGAUGGUGAGGCUGCUCAUUGAGCAUGGAGCUGACAUCCGGGCCCAGGACUCCCUGGGAAACACCGUGUUGCACAUCCUCGUCCUGCAGCCCAACAAGACCUUUGCCUGCCAGAUGUACAACCUGCUGCUGUCCUAUGAUGGGCGCAGGGACCACCUGCAGUCCCUGGACCUCGUGCCCAAUCACCAGGGUCUCACCCCCUUCAAGCUGGCCGGAGUGGAGGGCAACACCGUGAUGUUUCAGCACCUGAUGCAGAAGCGGAAGCACAUCCAGUGGACCUACGGGCCGCUGACCUCCACUCUCUACGACCUCACCGAGAUCGACUCUUCAGGGGAUGAGCAGUCUCUCCUGGAACUUAUUGUUACCACCAAGAAGCGGGAGGCUCGCCAGAUCCUGGACCAGACCCCGGUGAAAGAGCUGGUGAGCCUCAAGUGGAAGAAAUACGGGCGGCCGUACUUCUGCGUGCUGGGCACCAUAUACCUGCUGUACAUCAUCUGUUUCACCGUGUGCUGCGUCUACCGCCCCCUCAAGCCCAGGACCAAUAACCACACUGGUCCCCGGGACAACACGCUCCUACAGCAGAAGCUACUUCAGGAGGCCUAUGUGAGCCCCCAGGAUGACCUCCGCCUGGUGGGGGAGCUGGUGACCGUCAUCGGAGCUGUGCUCAUUCUGCUUGCAGAGAUUCCAGACAUCUUCAGGGUGGGGGUCACUCGCUUCUUUGGACAGACCAUCCUCGGGGGGCCAUUCCACGUCCUCAUCAUCACCUACGCCUGCAUGGUGCUGGUGACCAUGGUGAUGCGGCUCACGAACGCCAAUGGGGAGGUGGUGCCCAUGUCCUUCGCCCUGGUGCUGGGCUGGUGCAAUGUCAUGUACUUCGCCCGAGGAUUCCAGAUGUUGGGCCCUUUCACCAUCAUGAUCCAGAAGAUGAUUUUUGGCGACCUGAUGCGAUUCUGCUGGCUGAUGGCUGUGGUCAUCCUGGGCUUUGCCUCAGCCUUCUAUAUCAUCUUCCAGACAGAGGACCCCGACGAGCUGGGCCAUUUCUACGACUACCCCAUGGCGCUGUUCAGCACCUUCGAGCUGUUCCUCACCGUCAUCGACGGGCCUGCCAACUAUGACGUGGAUUUGCCCUUCAUGUACAGCAUCACCUACGCUGCCUUCGCCAUCAUUGCCACGCUGCUCAUGCUCAACCUCCUUAUCGCCAUGAUGGGUGACACUCACUGGCGGGUGGCCCACGAGCGGGAUGAGCUCUGGAGGGCGCAGGUGGUGGCCACCACGGUGAUGCUGGAGCGGAAGCUGCCUCGCUGCCUGUGGCCUCGCUCGGGGAUCUGCGGGCGCGAGUAUGGGCUGGGGGACCGCUGGUUCCUGCGGGUGGAAGACAGACAGGAUCUCAACCGGCAGCGGAUGCGGCGCUACGCACAUGCCUUCCACAUCCCGGGCUCCGAGGACUCGGACAAAGCCUCGGAGAAACCGCGGCUGGACCACCCCUCGGGCCCCCACCUGUGUCCGUCCACCCCCUCGGUGUCCCGAAGUACCUCCCGCAGCAGCGCCAACUGGGAGAGGCUUCGGCAAGGCACCCUGAGGAGGGAACUGAGGGGGUUGGUCAACAGGGGUCUGGAAGACGGGGAAGGCUGGGAGUAUCAGAUCUGA